CUCUGUAUAUAAAAAGAUACAUACACAACAGCGCUCCACUUUGUCAAAGUAUUCACACGUUCUCCUUAGUGGCUGAUCACUUUUGAAGACACUGAAGUAUAAAAAAAGAAUAAAGUAGAGAGGUUUCUCUGGAAGCUGUUGACUGGAUCAACAGAGGCUGAACACUGAGGCGACAUGGAAGCUGUGGUUGGACUGUUGCUGCUGCUGCUCGGAGUCUCUCAUGGUGUGGAAACCUACUGUGAUGGCAGACAGGAUGGAGCUCAGUGUUAUGGAGCUUUGGGAGGAACUGUGGUCCUCCAGCUGAUGGACAGCGCCUCAGAAAUAUCUAGAUACCAACUGUUCAAAAACACAACAGCAAUACUCUCUGGGAUAAAGAAGAGAGUGACUGUGAUAGCAGACAGAUCCUCAUUUACUCCCAGUAAUGGAACAUUUAGGAUCAACGACCUGAGCAGGACUGAUGGUGGUGAAUAUACUCUUAAAAUCUUUGAUUCAGAAGGACUCAGUUUAAAGCAGCGGACUCUACAGUUGAUCAUUCAAGCUCCUGUGUCCUCUGUCCUGCUGGUCUCUGAGUGUCUGUCCCAGGGAGAGAUGAGGGUGUCCUGCUCCUCUGAGGGAGGAGACAGUCCUCAGUACAGCUGGACUCUGGAUGGACACACACUGACAGACACUCAGCUCCUCUCUGUAAAUAAUGAGACCAACAACAUCACUCUGAAACAAGACGUCUCAGGACAACUGACCUGCUCAGUCAAGAAUCACGUCAGUACUGUCUCAGAAACAAAGACAAUAUCUACCUGUGGCUUCAUAUUUAUUAACUGCAUCUCAAAUGGGACACGCAUAUCACAGUGGGUGCUUGAAGCCAAUAACACUCUGUGUAUUGGGACAACAACAACACCAACUUCUACCAUGACACCUGAGGGUAAGGAGAAUGACACCACAGUGUCAAUUAAACCCUCCACUAAUAAUACAUCCUCCAAUCAAACCUCCUCCAACACAGACCCAUGGUACAUUAGGCAUAUACCAAUUAUAGCUGGGGUACUCUCUGCUCUCGUAAUUCUCCUUGUGGUCGGGGUGGCAUUAGUCUGUGUUCAUCAGAAAAAACAAAAAAACAAACCUAAAGAAGAAGAUGAUGAACAGGAGUUAACAUAUGCUGAUGUUAGGAUCGUGCAGCGGCAGGGGAGGCAGAUACAGCAGGUGGCAGAGGUGGAUGUGGAGUAUGGCCAAGUGAAGUUCUCAGGGCGACCUCGACAGACUGUUAAACAGACAGAAGAUGCGUGUGUGUACGCCAUGGUCCGUAAAGGCAGGUGAAUCAAAAUGUUCAGUGUUUUUACACUGAAGGCAGAUGGAGGAAAUGUCUCACCAUUAUUUAAUGUGAUUUUCAAUAGGAAGCCAUCAGUGCUCAUAGUAUUUAUUUCCAUCACUUAUAGUUUAGUUCUGAUGAGCGGACGUAUCAGUUCCAUCAUUUUUGUCACAUUAGUAUUUAUGGACUUGUUUUUACAGACUAUUUAACAUUUCCUUAAAAAAAAAUUUUUUGUCUUUAUUUACACAAUGUUGUGCUUCCUUGUUGUUACUUGUAAUUUCAAAGUAAAGUUGCAAUAAUUGUCAUACGCAUUUUUAAGAAUGUAAAUGUCUUUACAGCAUUUUUAGUUUUAUUCAUAUUUAAGGAUUGGUAGAUAUGAACUGUGCUCUGAAAAAGUUACAUUGUUACAUUCAUGCUGGUGAAUCAUUUGUGGUCACGUGUCAUCUAUUUUUAACUUGAUCUGACAGUAAUAAAGUCACUUAAGUUUACUUCAAAUCAAAAUGUUUUUUUUUAAACAGAUGUGGAUGGAUUAGUUAAGGCUCAGAGUAUAUCAAAGGAACUUUUUUGCUCUUGCUUGGUAGAUGAACCCUCUAUCCUAUUGAUUGUUUUUUGCAAUUGUGAAGAUUUCUCAGACCCCAGAGGGGUUUAAUUAAAGGCUCAAUGCAGUGCGUGAGUCUCAGUCUCAUGUUCAACCGCGUUGCCUUCCUUUGGUUCUUUAGGCCAAGCCGCUUGUCUUUCAGGAAGUUGGCAGUGAGCACAAAGUUGUUUCCAUGAUGUAAACACUUCUGCUUUUUCAGUGUUCAGUCUUGCAAAAGAUGUGUUGCUCACUGUCCAGUGUUCCAACCAUUUGUUUCAGCUAAUGCUAAAAAAUCCCUUUAGUUCAAUGAUGAAAGUGAGUGAGUUGUGUAGUUGCAGCUUACAAUCAUAUAUACGUUGGUUGGGGAAGUUUGUUGGGUUUACUUUAGUAGAUGCAGACAUACAAUCUUUUUAUUAAUAAUUGCACUUUGCCUGAAAAAAAAACAGCAGUUCCUUUUGAAAUUUCAAAAUGAUUACCACUUCCACCUUUUCCCCUUAACAAAUACAAUAUGUUUGCAACAAAGGAGGAACACCUGGUAAACGACUGGGUUAAUUUGUUCUCUUUUCUUGUUUAAUGAAACGAGAGGGGAACUGAGAGGGACAAAUGUAGUUUUCUUUUUCAAGAGGAAAGGGACUUAACAGUUUGAGUGUUAUGAGAUGUGUUAUCUUUUAACCAUCAUGUUUUCUAUAUUUAGUGUGAUGCGUUUCCUACGACUGUGGCUUCCAGUACAGAAUGUACCUGCCACAACAGAUAUCAGUGUUACUCAGCUAGCUUGCCGCUUACUGAUGCUUUAAUAAGUUAAAUAACUCAGACUCCAGCUUUUAACUCUGGAAGAAUAAACUCAUCUACAUUGUGGUUAAUUAUGAUUCGCUCAUGAUUUAAAAUUAUUCUGACAGGUUUCAAUGAAGGAAGGAAUUAAAUUCAACUACAUGCAAGUGAGGACUAGAUUAAGUAGAUAAAUAUGUUAUUUAUAUCCAUUGUUGUGCCGUGAGCAGGUAAACAAGGAAUAAACAGUAAAACACAGAGCACAUCCAAUACCACAAUGUUAGUACACUAGCAGAAUUUACGUGAGCCCCUUUGCAUAUUCUAGACUCAGAGGUUUUGUUGUUAGAGCAUGAGAUAAAAAUAGAACCGUUAAAUCUUCAAUGCAGAGACCGACUGCUGUGAAUAACCUUUUGGUAUUUCUGUCUGGUGUCUUCCAGUCUGGUGCAAGUUAGUUGACUGUAGUUUUGUUUAAUUUAAUGGCUUGGCAUUUUUUGUUUUAAAGCAUCAGUGUGUAUGAUUUAGUGGUAAAGUUGCAGAUUGCAAACCAGUCUUUGUCUUGUUUUUCUAUUCCAAGCACAAAAACAGAAACUAUGGUGGCCACAAUACGUGUGAUGAAUGCCGAACUCCCUAUCUAGAGCUGUUUAGUGUGUCUAUGAGGAUCUGUAUAGUGUCUGUAGUUCUCAAGUAACAUCUUAUUUUCAGGUGACUCUACAACAAUAAAAAUAUAUUAUAUAUUAGUAAUAAAUAUAGUCAAAAUCAAAUAUAUAUAUAUAUAUGUGUGUGUGUGUGUGUGUGUGUGUGUGUGUGUGUGUGUGUGUGUGUGUGUGUGUGUGUGCUUGUAUUUUUGUAUUUAAGGUAACACCACAUGCUUUUAGUUGUAUACUUGCGAUGGGUUUAAUCAAGUCAGGGGUUACGGGAUUGGUUUGGUUUGAUAGCUUGAGGUUAAAGGUUCACAACCAUAGAUUGCUAUUCAGCUGAUUCAGAGUUAUAAAAUUGGUGUUUAUGGGUCAUGAUAGUUGUAGUGUCCUUAAACAGCCACCUGAGCACAUUUCUUUGUUGAACGCUCUUGUUGAAACACAGGUGAUCUUCUGACUAACAUAAUUUACUGAGCAAAUAAUUAACAACACAGGUGAAGUGCAAUAAAGACGCAGUCCAGUCCAGUAUCCUUUUGUCAUCUGAUUAGUUAUCCAGUACUACUUUAUUCAAUGCAAUAACUGUAUGCAAAUCACAAUGUACUGUUGCAGCUGUUUGAUAUGUGUAUAACAUAGGAAAUCCAAAAAGAUUAGACUGUUGCACUUUAGCUCUUGAUAGGUUUGGUUGACACGCAAUUGAACAUUUAUUUCUUCCUCAUAAAAAAACAGGUGAUUUUGUCGUUGUCAUGACACAUUCAUGUGAUGUUACUUUGCAAUGCCAAAGACAUCUAACUAUAAAACCAAGACUGGUAUGUGGUGCCAAUUCAUCAGUCCUGGGCAUGUCAGUUUUUGAAGAUAUUCCUCAGGUGACUUGUGAUUUACCAUUUUAAUAUUUUGUAUAUAAUUUAGCAGAGUAGAGAAAACAGCCCAGAUACUUUUUCUCUUUGGCAUAAUGAAGAGUUAUCUACUCUCAGUGUUAAUGAACGUGCAGCAAAACAUCUUUUAUAAGCAGCGAAAUAAGCCUCUGCUUAAGUGUGAAAAUAUAUAAGCAAUGAAAGAGAAACCUUAAAGAAACGGAUGAAUACACAGGCUGCACAAAGAUGAUGCUACAGUCAUUUAUUUUGAAAUCCUUGGCUGAGUGCGGUUGGUACUAAAUUUUCAUUGCUACAUUUGUUACUUUUCCUUCCUCUUCUGUGACCACCAAACAUAAACAGUCUGAAAGCUGACAACCACUUACAUAUAAAGCAACACAUAUUCAGCACUUUACACAAUACAUACGACACAAAAGACUUGAGAAGCUAUUUUUUCCCCCUACUGUUACAGUGGCUGUAAAAUGAUUUGCCAUAUUGCAGCAACCCUUUUUUAAGGAUGUGUCUUAACACUGCUGUCUGAGCAUUGUAUCCCACGGCCAUUUUUUAAAUAUGUUUGCUCUCAGUUCCUUGUUGUUAUCACAAUGUUGUACCAAAAAAAUAAAAAUAAAAUGAGAAUAUAUUUUAAGUCAGAAUGGGGAACAUGUUUGUGCAUGUUAUAUUAUAAGCCUGUUUACCUGUUGCAAUAAAUGCCAAAUGCCAACAUUUGUUUUAUAAUAUCAAGAUUACUUUAACUUCCUUUUUUUUUUUCCAUUUUAACCCUUCUAUUAGGGUACAUACAGCUUCCUUCCUCUUUCAAACUGUAACACAUUUGUUCAGUAGAAAAAUGUAUAUUCCCGUGCAAUCAUGCAUACAUAUUACAUAAGAAAGAACAUUAAAGGCUUGUUGAACUUU
This is a messenger RNA of Larimichthys crocea (large yellow croaker), 5034 nucleotides long. RefSeq names its product T-cell surface antigen CD2-like. Bases 175 to 1305 code for a protein of 376 amino acids. NCBI's taxonomy places the organism in Eukaryota, Metazoa, Chordata, Actinopteri, Sciaenidae. The record is from RefSeq and is a predicted model, not a curated record. The transcript has 6 exons. Gene Ontology annotation, cellular component: membrane.